Molecule: messenger RNA, 2612 nt
Organism: Lytechinus pictus (painted urchin)
Lineage: Eukaryota; Metazoa; Echinodermata; Echinoidea; Temnopleuroida; Toxopneustidae
Product: fibropellin-1-like
Exons: 20
Coding region: 412-2580 (722 amino acids)
Molecular function (GO): calcium ion binding; biotin binding
Source: RefSeq, a predicted model, not a curated record
AUUGGAUGCAGCCUGAAUUUUUACACAAGCGAAGGAAAUGUCACGACUCCGAAUUAUCCUAAUGAGUACAGCGAGAAGUUGAAUUGCUACUAUCAUAUUAAAGUCGGAUCGGCAAGCUCGAUCACACUCAUUGUAGAGGAAUGCUAUUUAGAGGAGGACAACAAGGACGAGAUCUACAUUGCAGGAGGUCCAACAGUGUCAACAAUUGCUCCCGGCUACGAUUUAUUACUCAAUGCAAACAUCACUGCUAGUAACACAAACCUGACAGAAAGGACAUAUACAUAUACCGGCUCUCAAGUCACACUCUACCUCGAUACUGACAAAAACGUCCAUUAUCGUGGUUGCCGAAUUUCUUACAGUGCUGAUGUUGACGAAUGUAACUCUGACCCUUGUCAGAAUGGAGGCACUUGUAUGGAUGGCGAUAACUCAUACACAUGUACAUGUGUACCCGGAUAUAAUGGCGAUAAUUGUCAAAAUGAUAUCAAUGAAUGCGCGUCGAUGCCAUGUCAGAACGGAGGCACUUGUAAUGAUGGAAUUAACAUGUACAAUUGUACUUGUGCUGCUGGAUUCACAGGCACAAACUGUAUGACAGAUAUCAAUGAAUGCGCGUCGAUGCCAUGUCAGAACGGAGGCACUUGUAAUGAUGGAAUUAACAUGUACAAUUGUACUUGUGCUGCUGGAUUCACAGGCACAAACUGUAUGACAGAUAUCAAUGAAUGCGCGUCGAUGCCAUGUCAGAACGGAGGCACUUGUAAUGAUGGAAUUAACAUGUACAAUUGUACUUGUGCUGCUGGAUUCACAGGCACAAACUGUAUGACAGAUAUCAAUGAAUGCGCGUCGAUGCCAUGUCAGAACGGAGGCACUUGUAAUGAUGGAAUUAACAUGUACAAUUGUACUUGUGCUGCUGGAUUCACAGGCACAAACUGUAUGACAAAUAUCAAUGAAUGCGCGUCGAUGCCAUGUCAGAACGGAGGCACUUGUAAUGAUGGAAUUAACAUGUACAAUUGUACUUGUGAUGCUGGAUUCACAGGCACAAACUGUAUGACACAAAUGAACGAGUGUUCAAGUAUGCCAUGUCAAAAUGGCGGUACUUGCGUGGAUGGACCAAAUGAAUACCUCUGUAGCUGUCAGCCUGGAUACACUGACCCCAAUUGCGGAACCGAUAUCAACGAAUGUGCAAGCAGUCCCUGUCAGAAUGGAGGUACUUGCACGGAUGAGGUCAACAGUUACUCGUGUUCUUGCGUUGCUGGAUACGAGGGUCCUACAUGUGGCAUCGAUACUGACGAAUGUGCUUCCGGUCCUUGUCAAAAUGGAGGGACUUGUAAUGACCAGGUUAAUAUGUACACAUGCAAUUGUGCGGCAGGAUACACAGACAGUGACUGUCAAACGGACAUCAAUGAGUGUGCGAGCAGUCCGUGCCAAAACGGUGCCACCUGUUACGAUAUGGUCAAUGCCUACUCGUGCAUGUGUCUUCCUGAAUACACUGGCGUGAACUGUGAAGAUAAUAUUGAUGAAUGCGCCUCUGAUCCGUGUCAGAAUGAUGGUACAUGUACUGAUGGAAUCAGUUCUUACACAUGUAGCUGUGAGCCUGGAUACACUGACCCCACUUGCGGAACCGAUAUCAACGAAUGUGCAAGCAGUCCCUGUCAGAACGGAGGUACUUGCACGGAUGCAGUCAACAGUUACUCGUGUUCUUGCGUUGCUGGAUACGAGGGUCCUACAUGUGGCAUCGAUACUGACGAAUGUGCUUCCGGUCCUUGUCAAAAUGGAGGGACUUGUAAUGACCAGGUUAAUAUGUACACAUGCAAUUGUGCGGCAGGAUACACAGACAGUGACUGUCAAACGGACAUCAAUGAGUGUGCGAGCAGUCCGUGCCAAAACGGUGCCACCUGUGACGAUAUGGUCAAUGCCUACUCGUGCAUGUGUCUUCCUGAAUACACUGGCGUGAACUGUGAAGAUAGUCUUGACGCCUGUGCCAGCGAUCCCUGUCUAAACGGAUCGACUUGUACUAACGUAGGGACAGACUUCGAAUGCGAAUGUUUACCAGGAUUUUCUGGAACACUAUGUGAUAUAGAUAUCAACGAGUGUGCUACCUUACCCUGUCAGAAUGGUGGUACUUGUAUCAAUGAAUUAGCGGGACACUCAUGCGUGUGUCAAUAUGGAUACACAGGAGCCACCUGCGAAGAAUAUACACUGUGUGAUCUUGAGGGGGUAUGGUACAAUAGCCGCAAUGACCAAUUCACCCUUCAAAAGACCGCAACAGGUGUCAUUUUUGGAACCUACCGUACACGAGGCCACAUACUUGCUGGAGUGACAGACAUUAGUCUUGCCUUCGGGUAUUCGGUGUUGACUGGAGAGUAUCCUAUUCCGACCUUCGGUCUUACCCUGGUCCGAGACUUUGGCAGAUCUACUACCUGCUGGACUGGACAGUGUCAGGUCUGCGAUGGGCAAGAGAUCCUCUACUCAACUUGGAUCAACACUCAAGCCGUUAGCACAUGCGACGAAAUUCAUCUAGCAACAAGAAUCGGCCAAGAUGAAUGGACUCGCUACCAACAGCUUCGAGCACCUCAGGAAUCUUAGAUCUUGAGAGGACGCAAAGAAACAGAAAACUU